CCUCAUUUGCUUCUCGUCUUAAAGUUGUCAAAGAUUGGCUUUUGACCUAGCCCUGCAAAAGGCGGACGAAAUGACUCUCGUUCGUGAAGUGCCUCUGGAGUCGGAGAGUAGGAAACGGGUUGUGGUAGUUGGGCUUGGCAUGGUGGGAAUUGCGUUCAUGUUAGUUUUCAACUAUGCGGUUACGUCUAACACUCGCCGGAGUGAAAAGCUUCUAAAGCUCGACGCGAAGAGGAGAGUAUAUGACGUGGUCGCCAUCGGAGAAGAGCCCCAUCUAGCGUACAAUCGGGUGGGCCUUACCAGCUAUUUCCAACACCGAGAGAUUGAACGGCUGUAUAUGAAGUCAGAGGAAUGGUACAAAUCGAUGCCAAGCGGAUCGCUCGAUUAUCAUUUGCAUACCGUUGCAACAGAUAUCGACACAGAAAAUAAGAGAGUGACAACGAACCGCGGUGACAAGGUUGACUAUCAUGUGUUGAUCAUAGCCACUGGCUCUACGGCCAUUCUCCCACGCGCUAUACCUGGGUAUAACGCGACGGGAGUCUUUGUCUAUCGGACCAUUGAAGAUCUUCAAAACCUCAUCUCUUUUUCCUCUGCGAAAAAAGGUCAGGGUCAGAAGGGAAUUGUAAUUGGAGGAGGCCUUCUUGGCUUGGAGGCUGCAAAAGCAAUGUUGGAUUUAGAGGUGUAUGAGAAAGUCACGGUGGUUGAGGCGAUGCCGUAUGUGCUUGGUCGCCAGCUAAACAGUGACUCGGGAAUGAUGGUGGUUGAGCAGGUGAAAAAUUUAGGCGUCGAUGUUGUUCUAGGGAAGAUGGUCAGCAAGCUGACCAUGGCUAUUGACGGCACCGUGACUGGAGUCCAAUUCAAGGACGGUGAUGAAAUCGAGGGCACGUGCGUAUGUUUCGCGAUCGGGGUCAGAGCUAGGGACGACUUGGCCAAGAAAUCGGGCAUCCAAUGCCACGAACGAGGGGGCAUCCGCGUUGGUGACGACCUACAGACCACAGCAAAGGAUGUGUAUGCUAUCGGCGAGUGCGCGAACUGGAAGAACAUGUGCUACGGCUUAGUUGGCCCGGGCUACGAGAUGGCUGAUCUCCUUGCCUUCAAUUUGACCGAAGGAAUGACCCACCGAAAGCCAAAAUCCUUCACAGAGCCUGAUAUGAGUACCAAAUUGAAGCUCUUGGGGAUCGAAGUUGCCAGCUUUGGAGACUGCUUCGCAGAUGAAUUCGGUCCGAAGUGGUUACCCGACAAAUCUUCAGGAUCAGAUAGGAAAGAUCAAGUCAAGGCCCUGACUUACAAUGAUCCAUUCGAAAACAUCUACAAAAAGUAUCUGUUUACGUUGGACGGAAAAUAUUUACUUGGCGGAAUGAUGAUGGGCGACGCAAAAGACUACGCAAAGCUCUUGGCUAUCACCAAGCAGCACAAACAGCUUGACACCCCUCCAGGGGAAUUGAUAAUUGGCAAACCAGGAGGCGAUGAGGCGAUCGAUACCCUGCCCGAUGAUGCACAGAUAUGCUCUUGCAAUAAUGUCACCAAAAAGGACAUUACUACCGCCAUCAGAGAGGGCUCAUGUAAGAGCAUUGGCGAUGUAAAAUCAUGCACCAAAGCUGGAACAAGCUGCGGCGGGUGCUUGCCUCUGGUCCAAACCAUUGUCAACAAAACCAUGGCUGAGAGUGGUGAGGCAAUCCAAAAUCACCUCUGUCCUCAUUUCAAGCAUUCUCGAGCAGAUCUCUUCUACGCGGUGAUGGUAAAGAGGCUUGAAUCAUUUGAAGCUAUCAUGAGUGAAUAUGGCACACCAAGUUCUCUUGGAUGUGAGGUUUGCAAGCCAGCGAUUGCUUCGAUUCUGGCAUCGCUGUUCAACAAGCAUAUUCUUGAUCCUAGCCGAAAGGGUCUUCAGGAAACAAACGACAAAUUUCUUGCUAAUAUCCAACGAAACGGUACCUUCUCUGUUGUUCCUCGGGUUCCGGGUGGCGAGAUCACCCCGAAGAAGCUGGCUGUGAUUGCUCGGGUUGCGGAGAAGUACAACCUCUACUGUAAAAUUACAGGAGGCCAAAGAAUCGAUAUGUUCGGCGCUCGAAAGCAGAAUCUUCUUGCUAUUUGGACUGAAUUGAUCGAAGAGGGCGGACUUGAGAGCGGACACGCCUACGCUAAGGCGUUGCGAACGGUGAAGAGCUGCGUUGGCACAUCAUGGUGCAGAUUUGGGAUUGGAGACUCCGUCGGUAUGGCAAUUCGCAUCGAGAACCGCUACAAGAGCAUUCGGGCACCGCAUAAAAUUAAGGGAGCAGUUUCUGGGUGCGUGCGAGAGUGUGCAGAGGCUCAGAACAAGGACUUUGGGUUAGUCGCAACGGAGAAGGGAUUCAACAUUUUUGUUGGCGGAAACGGAGGAGCUCAACCCCGACACUCGGAACUGUUAGCCAAAGAUGUUCCCGUUGACGACGUGCUCCCCAUCCUGGAUCGGUACCUAUCUUUCUAUAUUCGUACCGCGGACCGCCUCCAACGGACUGCAAGAUGGAUUGAAGGACUUCCAGGGGGUAUACAAUACCUACGCCAAGUGAUCCUAGACGAUAAGCUUGGGAUCUGCGCUGAAUUGGAGGGACAAAUGGAGGAGCUCGUUUCCUCUUAUUUCUGUGAAUGGACCGAGACGAUCAAAAACCCUGAGCGACGGAAGCAGUUCCAGCAGUUCGCCAACGUUAACGAAACUGUUGACUGGGUGGAACCAAUAACAGAACGCGGGCAACAGCGUCCUUCAAACUGGCCGAAAGAAUCCAUCAAGGCCGACUUCAACAUAGCGUGGAGCAGCUUGUCCUGGCAGCCGCUUGUGGAGGCUUCAAAAUUUCAAGACCUUCCCACCGGUGACAGUCAACAAGUGAAGCGCGGAGGAACUCAGCUUGCUAUUUUCAAAGUCCGUGGCAAAUACUACUCCACUCAGCAAAUGUGUCCACACAAACGCGCAUUCGUGUUGUCUGAUGGGCUUAUUGGCGAAGGGGACAACAAGCUCUGGGUUUCAUGUCCGCACCACAAACGCAACUUCGAACUAUCAGGGCCUGAGGCCGGAAAGUGCGGAAAUGAUGAUAUGAACAUCUCCACCUUCGCAGCUGAAGAGAGGGAGGAUGGAUGGAUAUACGUCCAAUUACCUCCUGUUGAUGAGCUCGACCGAGCGCUAGGCACAGAAAGAUGGAAAGUUCGGGCUGGACAGACUCCAGGGCAAUUGGACAAACUGGACGAUAUUCUCAAAAUGAAAACCGGCAGAAAAGGUGAAAGGAUAGUCGCCAAUCUUAGGGCGAGUGCAGCUUGCAUUCCGAACGGCCACGAUACCUUAGAUUGGUGAUUGCAUUUAGGCAGUCUUCUGGAUAUUGACAUCC
This is a messenger RNA of Eremomyces bilateralis CBS 781.70, 3350 nucleotides long. Its product is annotated as nitrite reductase NiiA. Lineage: Eukaryota; Fungi; Ascomycota; Dothideomycetes; Eremomycetales; Eremomycetaceae. Bases 71 to 3316 code for a protein of 1081 amino acids. The record is from RefSeq and is a predicted model, not a curated record. The transcript has 5 exons. Gene Ontology annotation, biological process: nitrate assimilation. Gene Ontology annotation, molecular function: heme binding; nitrite reductase [NAD(P)H] activity; flavin adenine dinucleotide binding.